This is a messenger RNA of Fonsecaea erecta, 828 nucleotides long. RefSeq lists its product as hypothetical. Gene Ontology annotation, cellular component: cytoplasm. Gene Ontology annotation, molecular function: oxidoreductase activity, acting on the CH-OH group of donors, NAD or NADP as acceptor. Lineage: Eukaryota; Fungi; Ascomycota; Eurotiomycetes; Chaetothyriales; Herpotrichiellaceae. The transcript has 4 exons. The record is from RefSeq and is a predicted model, not a curated record. Bases 1 to 828 code for a protein of 275 amino acids.
AUGCUCGUGGAGAAAGGAGUCGUGGACCACCCGCUCAUCGUGAUCAAUGGCAGGAUCAAAGUCUAUGUGGCAGACAGGGACAUAAAGGGCGCCCAAGCCGUGGCCGAUGAGCUGAACAAGAACGGCAGCAAGGCUGUCUGGACGGUACAGGCCGACGUUGCAGACUGGGACUCGCAACGCAGCGCGUGGGAAGCCGCCGAGGCCGAAUUCAAGCGGAUUGACUACGUCUUCCCCAUUGCCGGCAUCGGCGAGACCCGUACGUUUCCCAACCGGCCGAACUCGACAGGGUACGAGAAGCCGGACCUGCGUGUGCUCGAAGUCGACUGCAUCGCCGUCAUCUACACCAUUUCCCUGGCAGUUCAGCAUUUCCGCCGCCAAAAGCCCAAUAAAUAUGGCUUCCGGGGAAAAAUCAUGCCGGUGGCCUCUGUCUGUGGAUUCUACAUCCACCAAACCGUGCCUAUAUAUACAGCGGCCAAGCAUGCUAUCGUGGGCCUCGUCCGCUCGUACGGCAAGAUCCUAGCCGAGGAGCACAUCACGCUCAACGCCGUGUGCCCGAACAAAAUCCGGACGGGCAUCUCGACGGCGGCAGUGUACGACAAGGCCGAGAAGCUGGGGGUGCUGGUGCCCAUGGAGAAACUCCUCGAGGCGUUCGAGUCGUUGCUGGGCGCCAACACCAUCUCUGGAGAGUGCCUCGAGGUCGCGCCCAAGCUCGGCGUCCGACUCGUGCAGUUCGUGCCCUUUAUCAACGAGGAGUCCAAGCUCAGCGCCGACAUGACCUAUGACCGCUCGCAUUACCUUCACGAGCCGGUUGCAGAUGACAAAGUUUGA